GCGCCGUCGGCACACACUCCUGCGCACACGCACACACUCCCUCACUCACGGAGGCUCGCAUCCAUUCAGCACUGGUGGAAAGCACUCUCAGAACGCGGGAGCAGAGAGGAGGGAGUGACGCUGUACAUCUCCUGCUGGCAAGACACCGGUCCUGGGGGAGAUGUUCCUCAUCCCUUAGGAGCACAACUUAACUUUUCCGGCCAUCGUUUUGGAAUACUUUAUUUGUUUUUCAUUUUUUGUGCACUUAGAACCAACACAGAUUCCAGUUGAAUAGGAUUUUUUUUUACCUUCCUAAGACAGUCCUCUUCCCACUGUUUGCUGUUUUUGAAGCUGAUUUUCGUCCUGCUCUGGUACACCUGUCUGCUGUUUGUCAUGGUUGGGAAAGUGGGGAUAGUCAUUCUGCUCUGUCUGGGCUCAGCUUCCAGUGAGCUCCGGGCAGCUGAUCAAGACUCACAGUCAGGAACUUUGGAUUUUGGGUUCGUUCCCUCCGGAGUUUACGAAACACAUGCCUAUUAUGAACCAGGACCCAUAGGGAUUCUCUUUCACAUGGUCCACGCUUUCUUGUAUGUGGUGCAACCCAACCCAUUCCCCAGAGAUCUCAUCACCAAACUAGCCAAAGAAAAGUAUGGAACGCUUCAAGCUCAGUAUCAGAAGGCCAUCUACUACGAGAUGGGCUUCGUGGUGUGUGCGGCGCUGGGCGCGCUGUUCGUGCUGCUCGUGCCCCUGGUCGGCCUCUGCUUCUGCAUGUGCCGCUGCUGCGACAACUGCGGCGGGGAGAUGCACCAGCGGCAGCGCAAGAACGCCGACUGCAAGCGGGGCUUCUUCACCGGCAUGCUCGCCGUCACCUCGUUCAUUAUCACAUUGGGGGUCCUGUGUGCGUACGCAGCCAAUCAGAACCUCAGCUCCCACGUCAAAAGCAUGAAGAGGCUAGUCGACACCAACAUGAGAGACCUCAAGCUGUUUGCCAAUGACAUUCCAGUGCAAAUUGACUAUGUUACUGCGCAGUACACUGUAGUCAAGAAAAAAGUCCUCUCUGACCUUGACAACAUUGGGGCCUUGCUUGGUAGUGGGAUUCACAGUCAGCUUGGCAAAGAGGUCCUCCCUGCCCUCGAUGGCGCGCUGAGCGUGACUGAAGCUAUGCAGGAGACCAGGGAGGCGCUAGAGAACGUGAGAACGGCACUGCACACCCUGCAGGACGGCACCGGCAAGCUCCAGGCAGAACUCAACGGUAUCCGCUCUAGUCUGAGACACACCCUAAAUGACCCGGCCUGCUUCGACAGUGCCGUCUCACACACCUGCAGCAACGUCCGCGGCACGCUCAGCCAGCUCGUCAUCGGGGCCAACUUCUCCGCGUUGCCAGACGUAAGUGGAGAACUUGCCCGUGUGGACGGCGUUCUCAAGACUGACCUGAGCAACAUUGUUCAGAAGGGGUAUUUAUCAUUUAACGACACCCACUCCCUGGUGAAGCAGCAGACGAAGGAUGUGGUUUCAGGUGCCCAGGACAUUCUGGAUGGCAUCAGCACCAACAUCGCCUCCUUCUCCAAGAUGUUCCCCAUCCACACCUCCAUGUACAACUUCACCGUCUACCUCACCCAGAGCCAGGUGAAGAUCGAGGUCUUCUACCCACAAAUCGAGCUGAUGGACUUCUACAGAUGGACGGGCUGCAUUGCUAUUUGCUGUUUGCUGGUGCUCAUCCUUUCCUUUAAUUUCCUGGGCCUGCUCUGUGGUUACUGUGGUUACGACAAGCACGCCUCGCCCACCACCCGCGGCUGCCUCUCCAACAUGGGCGGGAACCUGCUUAUGGCUGGUGCUGGCUUCAGUUUCAUCUUUUCCUGGGUGCUGAUGGGGGUGGUGACCGUCACGUUUGUUGUCGGGGGCAACGUGGAGAAACUCCUAUGCGAGCCCUUUGAGAACAGGGAACUCUUCAAGGUCAUAGACGCCCCAUAUGCGGCCAAUCCAGACAUGAAGAACUUCCUCCCAGGGAUGCUCUUCCAGAACCCUCAGAUCAACCUGACCCUAGAGAGUGUCUACAGUAACUGCAAAGAAGACAAGGGUGUUUUCUCUGCACUGAAGCUGGACAACAUUUUCCAUGUGAACAGGUUUUUGAACUCCAGUGUGUACACCAGGGACAUGGCCAGGGUCUUCGAAGACGUCAAAGUAGACCUGAAGGGUAUCGUCCUGCUCGAGCCGGCAGGAAGGCAGAAUCUUAUCAAUUUCGCCAACGCAGGUGUCGGUGAGAUCAACUACGCUGCCUUCCUGGCAGAGGUCAACAAAGGUGUGACGAGGGUGGAUUUGCUGGCAUUUGCCAGCAAACUGGAAGCUCUGGCCGACGAGCUGCCACGGGGGGCGCUAGAAAAUGCCCUGAAGGGCCACGCCACCAUCGUCCGGCAGAUCCACAGCCAGCGGGUGGUUCCCAUGGAGCAGGCCAUGAACACACUGAGUCAGAGCAUUGUGACACUGCAGAGGACAGCCAGCGACCUCCCUGCAAAAAUCACCAAUAUCCUGAACGCUAUUGAUGCGGCAGAAUAUCUGAUUACCCACAACGCAACGCAAGUGGUCAAGCAGGAAACCUCAAAGUAUAUCCUGAACAUUGUCGGCUACUUUAAACAGUAUAUAGAGUGGGCCAAGAAUUCAAUUGAACUAGAUGUGGGAGUCUGCAAACCUUUGAGCAACGUCAUGGACACUGCCGAUAUCAUCGCCUGUAGCUUCAUAGCAGACUCAGUGAAUGCCUUUUGGUUUGGGCUGGGCUGCUGUACAGUACUCCUCAUACCCAACAUUAUACUGUCCGUAAAGCUGGCCAAAUUCUAUCGCCGAAUGGACACUGAAGAUGUAUAUGAUGAUGUGACAAUACCCAUGAAAAUUAUGGAAAUUGGUAAUAAUGGUUAUCAUAAUCAGCAUUUGCAGUGUAUUCCCAACCCUGUAAUGGCCAGCGUCUCUACUUAUGAUACAAUGACUAGAUUUCCCCGCGCCUCAGCGCCGCCCAGGCAUGCGGACUGGUGAGCCCCCGACUGCUCAGCACCAUCAAUGGCAUGAACUGAGGCCCUCGUUGGGUUCCAGAUGGACCAAAAAAGAUAGAGGGAUGAGCUGCUGAAGAGGCCGUUGUUGAGGGUCUAGAUGUGCAAAGUCUCUCCCUCCCUGCACACUCUGUUACAGUGUCCUCUCCACUGCCUCUCCACUUUCAGAGGUGGAAAGUUCAGGUCCAGAAAGUACAAAUCCAGGCCAAGAUUUUGUUUCAACCCACCAGUUGAGUUACUCUAUGAAUGUCGCCCUUUAUUCUCAACUGGUUGGUUGAAACGAAGUCUUAGUCUGGAUUUGCACUUUCUGGACCUGAACUUUCCACCUCUGUCCAUUUUCAACGUCAACACUGAACCGCACCAGAAAUUCUUAGGUUGUGCGUGUGUGUUUUUUUUUUAAAGCUGAAACUCGUUUUUAUAUUCAAAGUGAGAUAAAACUUGAAGCCUGAGUAGGGAGUGGUGUCUAACGUACGUCACCGCUAGCAAUUACAGUCAAUUACAGUAUUUCAGAAUAUUUACCGGUGCAGUUACAUGACAAAACCAACAUGUACAUUUUGUAUGCUGUCAACUUUGGGAUCUGUCCCAAAUAUUUUGUUAAUAUUUGUUUUGUAAACCAUGUCCUUCGUAUUUAUGGUUCUUCUACUGUGUACAUCAUCCGCAUUUAGGAUACAGUUCUGGUUUUGCCGCACAAUGCACAAACGUUUCCAGUUCAGUUACAGUAACAGUGACUGCAGUGCUGUCUCAAAGAAAGUUUUACUUUACUUUUUUUUACUUUUUUUUUUUUUUUUUUUAGAGAAAUGAAUAAUAAUGAACUAAUUGGUAAAUAUGCACACUUUAAAAUCAAAGGCAAUCUUGGCUGAUUCCCGCAGCAUUUUCUUUAGAAACAGCUUGACUGUUGCCUUUAUUGUGAUAUUGGCAUAUACAUGUAUAUUGUGACAGAAUGGAAUAUUAUAAGCAUAGAUAUAAUUUUGCAUCGCAGAAAGAUUAGAUAUAACAAGCAUUCUGUCAUCUGUUGCCAGACAUAAUAAUAUUAAGCUAUUGAAAUUAAUUGAAUAAUUUUAGACAUAGGUUCAUCAACAUGACAUAUUUAUAUUGACUGUGAAAGUAACUAACUUAAUUUGGUGGUAUGAUACACUAAAGGGACAAUUUGAAGCCAAAAUGUUUUGUAUUGUAGCUCUGGGGUCUUUGAAGUUAGAUUACUGUAGGUGCUCUGAAGAAAGAAAAUAAUAUUCCAUAAAAUUUUUACAAAAUAGCAUAAUAGUGAAGAUUGACUACCAAAAAAAACCAACAAAUAUUUCUGAGCGGUAAUAGCAUAUUAUUUCUGGUUUAAUGUCAUGGAGAGGCACCCAGGCAUUCUCAAGAAUUAUUAUUAUAACAAAAUUAUUAUUAUUCAAAGCAAACUAGACACACAUGCUGUGUGUAAGACUGUUUUAGUCUGGGUGUCUCGUGUUCACCGCUCUUUGCGCCUGUUCAUUGAGGAUAGUCGUAUUCCACCUUACGACCUGAACCGCAAGCCAUGCAGUGACUCGGUGAAUGUUCAGGGCUUGAGCGCAAACUAGUAGCCAGUUUCUAACCAGUUUAAAACAGUACGGGACUGUUUUUAUUAAUUUAUGUAUUUGGGCUUCUGCUCAGAAAUCGGGAAAUGACUGCCACUGGAACUUGACACCACUGGAGUGUAAAAAAAAUGUGAAUAAAAAAAAUGUGAAUAAAGAA
This is a messenger RNA of Paramormyrops kingsleyae, 4727 nucleotides long. Its product is annotated as prominin-1-A. Gene Ontology annotation, cellular component: microvillus; cilium; apical plasma membrane. Lineage: Eukaryota; Metazoa; Chordata; Actinopteri; Osteoglossiformes; Mormyridae. Gene Ontology annotation, molecular function: cholesterol binding. The record is from RefSeq and is a predicted model, not a curated record.